CAAUAUACAAAUUCAUACAAAGGCAGGCAAAGAAAGCCCUUCAAUUAAUAACUGGGGAAGUGUUCAAAGAACACUAAGUUGAAGCGAGGCAGGCCAAGUUCCAGUGGGGACGUCGAGCCAUAAAGAAGAAGAAGAUAUUUUUGUUCGAUUUUCCAACUCUUUGAUUCACUGAUUUCCAUACGAGAACAAACUCACAUCCAAAUGAUAGGUAUCAUGACAGGAAAUCUGGGUCGAACCCAUUAGAUAGCAACACCACAAUUUCCACUCCGAAUUGCGCAAAACGCCACUCAAUUAGAUUGCAGAAGCAGCAACAACACAUGCCAGCCAUCCAGCCAGCCAGUCAGUGUCCAUUCCGUUUUUAGAUCCCUGCUGUAAUGCAAUCACGCAAACGGGUGGAAUUAAUAACCGCAAAACCGGGUGAAGAUUCAAUAAAAGCCCAUUUGGCCCCUGUCCGGUGGUUUCAGUUCCCAAUAAAUCAUCGCCCGGAAAGGAUCAAACGGCCCUCGCAAUGGGAGCUGCACAUCCGAUUGGAGUAGUGCUAGUUGCGGUACUCAUUUGGCCGAAUUUGAGCCUUGGAACGUUCAUGCCUGUCAGACCGCCGUCGUCAGUAACUUCCAACAACGGUGGAUAUUUCGGAAACGGUGGUGUAGGUGUUGGCGUAGGUCCGAUAGCCACAGAUGAGUUCCAUUCCGGUGGUGCGCCCAUUGGAGGGCCAGUGGGAAGUGGUGCUGGCAGUAUCGUGUUUCCCGGACCGAACGACAGACGGGCAGCGUUUUACGGACUGCUGAAGUUACCAUAUAUCAUAUGCUACUACGCGGCACACGGAAGAUGGCCAAACUUCCCUUCACACCUACAGGUGGCAGUUCUUGACCUGGGAAGACACGUGUUUGCCAUGGACGAUUAUGGACUGAGAAAUUACUGUAGUAAAUUCUUCCGUUUCACCAUCGGGCAUCGACCUUGCUGCUCUACUUCAGUUUAUCCCAUAGCAAUUCUACCCGGUGGAGUUGGCCCCGGUCACAUUGGAUACGAUCAAGUUCCCGGCAAGAUACCGGCCAAACGUACCACCAAGAAGCCCAUCCCUGCUCCAGAUGCUGAAUUCAUUCCCGAAGUCGAACCGGAAGGAGGUGCAGGUGAAGAUACUGAGACCGAAGAACCCGUGCCUGCUGAAGAAGAACCCGCUCCCGAAGGGGGAGGUGAAGACUACGACACGGGGCGAUUGGUUGAUCGCCAGCGUCAGAAGGAGCGACGGGGUUCGGAAUGUCGAGAAGAUGAGGUCGAUUGUGGGAACAAAACGGUACCUUUCGUACCGUUACGCAAUGGAAAGGAUGCGAAGAAGUUGGAUAAAAACAAGACUGGAGCGAGGAAACCAACGAGUGACGGAAGGUUAGGAAGUACCGGCAUUCCUAAAUAGGAAAAUGGCGUUUUUUUGCGUGUGAAAAUUGUAAACUAGAUCUGUACUAAAAAUAUUUGUGUAGUGCGAACUGCGAACCAUUGUCUUAACUUUAAUCUUCGUUGGGUUGAUAUUUAAGCCUACUUAAUAAAUUAACAAAUAUCCUAACAUUAAAUAAUCAA
Messenger RNA from Aedes albopictus (Asian tiger mosquito), 1572 nucleotides. RefSeq lists its product as uncharacterized. The coding region runs from base 509 to 1411 and encodes 300 amino acids. The record is from RefSeq and is a predicted model, not a curated record. The transcript has 3 exons. Lineage: Eukaryota; Metazoa; Arthropoda; Insecta; Diptera; Culicidae.